Messenger RNA from Notothenia coriiceps (black rockcod), 3848 nucleotides. It is a transcript of the gene slc2a13a, whose product is annotated as solute carrier family 2 member 13a. Gene Ontology annotation, biological process: transmembrane transport; myo-inositol transport. The record is from RefSeq and is a predicted model, not a curated record. Gene Ontology annotation, cellular component: apical plasma membrane. Bases 217 to 2178 code for a protein of 653 amino acids. NCBI's taxonomy places the organism in Eukaryota, Metazoa, Chordata, Actinopteri, Perciformes, Nototheniidae. The transcript is spliced from 10 exons. Gene Ontology annotation, molecular function: myo-inositol:proton symporter activity.
CUCUCCCAUCAGGACCACGGGAUGCGACGCACGAACACACACCCGGCUGGAGAACAACUUUACCCAGCAGUUAUAGCCUACCUGGUGGUUGUGGAUAACUAACGCGGUGGUAACUCCAAACUGAGGGGGGUGGGGUGGGUUAAAUUAGUUUUUUAUUUCUUUUUUGCAUCAAAUACAACUCAGCAGCCCUGUCCUGUGCUGUGUUGUGUUUCCCAUAUGUCGCGAAAGCAGUCCGACCAUGACUACAAUCUGCGUAGUAUGAGCAACCGGAUGGGCGAGCGGUGGAAGAAAGUGAGCGACGGAGGGGAGCGGAGUCUCAUCAAGGCUCCGUCCAGCGCCAGCCUCAGCAGCCAGGGCGCCUCCUCCGCCGCGGCUCCCCCCGCCGGUCCCCCCGCCGGAGCUCCCGCCUUGCCUCCUUCUUCCACCGGGGACCUGGAGAGGGCUGCCCGCAAGCAGUUCACCCAGGAUGUCACGCCGGGUUUCGUCUACCUCCUGGCCGCGUUCUCCGCCCUGGGGGGCUUCAUGUUCGGCUACGACACCGGGGUGAUCUCCGGAGCCAUGUUGCUGCUGAAGCGGGAGAUGGAGCUGAGCGCCCUGUGGCAGGAGCUGCUGAUAUCGAGUACUGUGGCCGCGGCCGCCCUAUCUGCGCUGCUGGGGGGCUUCCUGAACGGGCUCUUCGGGCGCAGGGUGUGCAUCCUGCUGGCCAGCUUCUUCUUCGCCGUCGGGGGGAUUGUGCUGAGCACCGCCCCAGGCAAGGAGGUCCUGCUGGCGGGGAGGCUGAUCGUCGGAGUGGGGCUUGGUAUUGCCUCUAUGACAGUGCCAGUGUACAUCGCUGAGGCCUCUCCACCCCACCUCAGGGGUCAGCUGGUGACAGUUAACACCCUCUUCAUCACCGCUGGACAGUUCACCGCCAGCCUCGUCGACGGUGCCUUCAGCUACCUGCAGCGUGAUGGCUGGAGGUACAUGUUGGGUCUGUCGGUGCUUCCCGCCAUGAUCCAGUUCUUGGGUUUCCUGUUCCUUCCAGAGAGCCCCCGCUGGUUAAUCCAACGUGGGCUGACCCAGAAGGCCCGUCGCGUCCUCAGUCAGAUCCGAGGGAACCAGAACAUUGACGAGGAGUACGACAGCAUCAAGAACAGCAUCGAUGAGGAGGAGAGCGGAGGAGAUGGCCCUGUGAUCUGGAGAAUGCUGACCUACGCCCCCACUCGGCGAGCCCUCCUGGUGGGCUGUGGUCUUCAGAUGUUUCAGCAGCUUUCGGGAAUCAACACGGUCAUGUACUACAGCGCCACAAUCCUGCAGAUGUCAGGAAUUCGAGACGACCGGCUGGCGAUCUGGCUGGCUGGGCUCGCCACCCUCACUAACUUCCUGUUUACCCUGCUGGGAGUGUGGCUGGUGGAGAGGGUGGGGCGCAGGAAGCUCACCUUGGGCAGUAUCAUAGGUACAUGUUUAAGCUUGAGUCUGCUGGCCAUUGGUUUUCUGAUGUCUGCCCAGCACAGUCCUCCUGUCACCUUUCACCCAUUGGACCCUAUGGCCAACUCUACCUGCUCCAAGUACCAGCUGUGUGAGCCAUGCAUGCUGGACCCUGGAUGUGGGUUCUGUUACCGUGAGAACGUCUCAGCGCUCCUCACCUCCUCCUGCGUGGCUGUCAAUAAGGCCUCCACGGAGCACGCAGCAUGGGGCAGAUGCUCCAACUCCAGCCUGAUGAGAGAUCAGACUUACUGGGCCUACAACUACUGCCCCACCUCCUACUCCUGGCUGGUGUUGCUGGGUCUGAUGUGCUACCUGGCUGCUUUCGCACCAGGGAUGGGCCCGAUGCCAUGGACCAUCAACUCAGAGAUCUACCCUCUGUGGGCGAGGAGCACGGGGAACGCCUGCGCAGCCGGGGUCAACUGGACCUUCAACAUCCUGGUGUCUCUCACCUUCCUCCACCUGGCUCAGUACUUCACAUACUAUGGAGCGUUCUUCCUCUACUCCAGCAUGGCUUUGCUGGGUUUCUUCUUCAUCUACGGCUGCCUGCCGGAGACCAAAGGCCGGCGUCUGGAGGAGAUCGAAGCGCUGUUCGAAAACCAGCUCUGUUCCUGCGGCGCCUCGGACUCGGACGAGGCACGACAGGUGGAGUACAUCCGAGUCAAAGGUUCAAACUACCAUCUAUCGGACAACGACGCGUCUGACGUGGACUAGCGAGAGUUAGGCUGUUUCUUUUGCUUUGUUUAUUUCUAAAACAUGCAACUUGUAAUGUAAUAUUUGACUGUUUGUGUGUGUGCGAGCUGAGGAGCCACUGGUUACCCGUCAAUAUGAGGUGAAGAAUCACAGUUUCAAUGAGAAAGAUGAGGGUGAACUGACACAACAUCAGGUGUCAAACCCACUUAUAUCUGAAUUCCCUAAAGUUUAAACACUGCCUUUUCCGCACAUAACUUGGACAGGAAACAUGCAUUUAGAAAAUAAAAGGGACACUUCCUCUGUUAUGAAGUCCACCGAAAAGAGGCUGCAGCUCAGUAUCGUACGAUGUUCCUAAUAUUUUGUACAUUUGUUGACUAAAUGUCAUUUAUGAUUAAUGUACGUACAGUAUACAACACAGCAAUCCUACAGCAUUAUUUCAGUUUCCGUUGAGAAUCCAUUUAAAGAGUUCCAGUAAACGUGGUCUUUUGUUGACAUGACAGCAGUUGUGACCUAUUGUAGAUCUAUAGUACCAUUAUGCCUUUCUAUAUGGAACACAUCUCAGUUACAUGUUGUGUUAGCUUGUAGCAUAGCACACUUAUGUCAGCUCCUGAUGAUAGUCUGUGCUUUGAAUAUUUUUUUAUAAAAAAAGCAAACACCAGAGAUGUACAGUAUAUAUUGUCAGUCGGUGCCUAAACAAAACCACUCACCAAUCUAGUAGCACUGAAAUGAAUACAAAUUCUGUUGCUAUAGUUAAUAUUUAUUAUUUUGUAUUACUUUAGCAUACUAGUAUUUUUUAAGUUUCAGGCCGGCAAUCCUGUUGCUACCCUGAAUUUAAAAUGAUAUUUAACAAAACAUGACUAUGUCUCCAUGUUAUAAACCUAAGUAUUAAACAUGUAUUGUCCAGCAAAGGAAGUGGUAGACUUUAUGUUUGAGACUUUACGUGUAUCUUUAUUUAUUUAUGCUAAACAUGAUAAUAUUAGUGCCUGUGUAUUGUGGAGGUCCCUGGACGUCCAAACCCCUGAAGUGGAUGUAAUAUUUCAAGUUGUUGUAAUUAUUUAUUUAUUUGGCGUGUACAUAUUAGCAUUUCACGUGUGAUGAAAUGUUUUGUUUUGUAAUCAUUUCAUGUUUUUUUUGUCUUCCUCCAUAGCCUAAUGUACAAAUCAUGUUCGUUAUUCUCGUGUCAGAAGUCAAAGCUUUAGCGUAACUUGCAAAUGUUGCUUUGUAGAAAAGUGUAAAAUGGUGUUAGUCAAAUACACGUAGGUUUCUGUGUAGCAACAGCUGUUUAAACUUUAGACUACAGAGUGACUUUGUGAAACUAAAUACGUUAAUAAGUACGCUGUGAAGGACAGUCUAUUAUUUUUGACACGGCGGUCCAAACCCAUCACGGAUUAAUAAAAUAUAAAACCUCUUUUUAAUAGACUUUUCAAAUAUGAAGCUGGUUAUCAAAUAUCAUCAAAGUUGAAUGUUAAUUAUUUUUAGUAUUGUCACAUUAACAGAUGGAAAACGAUUAAUCAGUAUAGAGGAAUUAAAAUGGCUAACGUUUUAUAAUGUGAAAGUAUUAGUGUUUUAUUUAGAUUUUCUGUGUGCAGGAUGAGUUGUCUUAAAACCACACAAGCUAGUUUUGUACUGAAAGUAUUAAAACACACACACACACACACACACACACACACACACACACACACACACACACA